Eurytemora carolleeae is the source of this 1429-nucleotide messenger RNA. RefSeq lists its product as uncharacterized. The record is from RefSeq and is a predicted model, not a curated record. NCBI's taxonomy places the organism in Eukaryota, Metazoa, Arthropoda, Copepoda, Calanoida, Temoridae. The coding region runs from base 71 to 1276 and encodes 401 amino acids. The transcript has 12 exons.
GAUAUAUGUGUUUUAAUGUGGAUUUCAGAAUCAGUUUUACAAUUUAUUGUUGAAAAACUAAAGAUUUAAAAUGAGGAAAAUCAUCUUUUUAUGUUUUCAAGCAAUCAUGCAGAUUCACUGUGAUUCAGUGUCUCCUAAAGAAAAGUCUGUGCUGCCCCCUACAUCUAGUUCAAGUUUUCCUUCAAUAUCUAGUAAUCUAAACUCAGACGGAUUUUCACUACCAACUAGACAGGCCGACCUGGAGCAAACAGACCUGGCUCGAAACUCUCCGAUGGGGUUUUCUUUACCCACUGUAUCCUUCAACCUGGAGGAAUCCACGUUAUCCAGGAACUCUCCUAUGCAGUUCUCUAUCCCUCAGUUAGAAUUAAAGCUUGGAGAAACUGAAUUAUCCCGAAGUUCACCAAUGCUAUUUUCAAUAAUCACUCCAGAGCAAGAUCUAAAACCUUCUUUUCUUGAUAAAGUAGAAGCUGACAAUAAAAUUUAUGAAGAGAAUUUAGACCAAGAAGAAGUGGGUCCACUUUAUGCUUCUGAACCUGUAAAUGUAGUCUAUGAAGAGAAUGUAGAAGAGGAAGUUGUUCUUGAUGCUACUGAACCUGAACCUGUGUUGACUCAGCAAGAUAAAGCUGAAGACUAUAAACCGAACCAGCCUGUAAAAGUUGAUGAAAGUGGUAAACUACCCCUGGAACCAACGAGAUUCAAUCAAGGACAAACUAGAUUUCGAAGACAAGCACCUUCCUCCUCCUCCUCCUUCCCAUCAUUCUAUUCCUCCUUCCAAUCCUCAUCCCCUUUCAGCAUUUCCUUUCCAACUCCUGAUCUUACUCCAGGUAAAAUCUACAACUUUGCUGGUUUUGGUCCCUCCCACACAGCCCAGGGGUUCCAACCCGGUUCCUUAGAUGACCAGCUGGUUGCAGGCAGACCGGUUAACCGACCAGUCAGACAAUUUAAACCAGCUGAUAACAGACCUCCCCCCAGGUAUCCUCCCUUGGAUCCGUUCCAUACAGUUGAAUAUAUUCCUCUCCCUGGGCCCUCUAAUCCUGCCUUUGCUCUACCCCUAGAUACAGAUGAUCCUCACAUGCAUCCAGGAUACAGAAAUGUCAAGUUUCGUCGACCUAUUCGUCAAGUUGACCUGCCAGCUUUCCUAGCCAGGCUUAGACCUGCAUCUUUUAAUAACUUCCGGUUUCAACCCUCACCAGAAUUCCGGGGCAGCAAGGUUCAACAGUUCUUGAAAAACAGACAACAAAAACUUCAUUAUAAAAUUGAAGACUUAAGAGUUUAGAUCCAGUGGCAAGCUUAAUUGAAAGAAAUUUUCCAACAUCUUAAAUAUUUAUUUAUUUAUUUAUUGAAAUAUAUAUAUAUAUGACUGCAGUACAGUAAAUGGAUAAAACAAUGUUACACAAAAGUAUACAAAAUUAAACCAAAGUAUUUUAAA